AUGUCCUCCUACAAGUUAGGCAAUGAGAAACUCAACUCUCGUAUCAAAGAGUUGGACAUUUUAUAUCCUAGUGGUCGUUUAAAACCCAGACGUUCUUCAUCCGUGUCUUUUCAAAGCGAAAACGGUGGAUCCAAGAAAAAGACCAAACUAAAUGAAAAGGAAAAACCCCCCAGCGAGCAGGGCAGUAAGAAGGGCUUUAAACCACGGACACAACUAAUACCUGAUUUAAAUGUCCUGGUGGAGCGAAUGCGUGCCAUGCAAGAUGACCACUUCAUGUAUUUGAGUUACAUGUUGCCCAAGACCAGUGAAUAUUUCACCCCCUACAGCUUGAUGGAGUACACCUGGGAAGAGUUGCCCAAUCGUAGUUUAUAUUUUACCAUGAGUCGUCAUGGAGUGACCUAUUGGUGUUUGUCGGAGAACUUCUUUACGCCACUGCUACAAUGGCAACGAGAGUUUCAACAAUUUUUGAGCAUUAUCAAGAUACGCACAUUUGCCGUAUUUCGCCUUUGGAAAGGUUUCAAGGUGUGGGAGAAGACUGUGAAAUGGAAAAAACAAUCGGAGGCACGCAGUCAUUUGCAGCAACAUUUGUUUAUAGCCAUACCGCAAUUGGGCAAAGCCAUACUCACACUGAGGGAGGAAAUUGUGGUGCUGGCUGAAAGUAACUUUGUUAAUGUAACGGUCAUUGAACAGUGGCAUCCCUUCUAUUUCUUGGAAAUGCAAAUGAAAAUCUAUGAAAGAUUAAAAGAAACCUUUAGGGAUUUUCGUGAAAGAACUCGCCAAUCACUGUAUGAGGCCAUCUUAAAUGCCUUAAACGAAAAUGGCUUCUUUCCCGAUGAUGAGGUGAAUCAUUUUCCCUCCAUAAAGAAAAUGAGAGAUGCCUUGAAUUUCAUGGAUCGUGCCAAGAAAAGAAGUUUUUGUAAAAUUCUUUCAAAUUUUCUUAGUUAUUGCGACCACAUGAUGUAUCAUAUGUUACAUCAAGUAACAGCAAAUAGUUUUCGUGAUUUGGUGAAUGCCAUGGCCGUACAUGAUGCCUUGGGCCCCCCUAUGGAGGUGCUACGUGAGAAUCUAACGCUUCAUGAACAAUUGGAGGAGAAAAGACCUGCUGAGGCCCCACAGAAUCCAUUCUUUGUAGCUGAUCUACAUUUACUUCCGGAUCAUAUAGAAAUAGAGCCUUCAGAAGAGGUGAUGAAGAGUAUUUUCAUCCGUAUUUCAACUUUGAUAUUAGAGACGGUAACUGAUAUUGAGAAUUUCACUGAUGAUAAGACUUAUACACAGUUCACUGAACCUUCCAUAAUGGGGCGUCAGGAGAAACGAUUAUCCGGAGUGGCCCCAGACUUAAAUUUCCUACUGGAAACCGAUGCUGAAUUUCAAUAUAAUCGUGAAAUUAUCUAUACCUAUAUACGAGUGGCCUAUGAAAAAGCUGAAACAUAUACCAUACGAUUUGAGACAAUUCGCAAUAAUUACGAAAUAGAUACCUUAACCGAUCCCAAUGUUUUGAAAUCAGAAAGAGAUUUGUCUCAACUACGUCAAUAUUGUGAACGUUAUUGCAAUAAUGUCAAGGCUUUGGAUGGCAUUGUUUCUAUUGCCAAUUUGGGUUUAUUGAAGCUUACUCAAGCAAGUUUUAAGGAUACUGUGACCCCAGUUUGUGUUAAACUGCAAAAUGUUUUGGCCAAUUAUUUACCCAAGCUAGCCGCUGAUGAAGUUGAACGCAUUUCCCAUUCCACCAAUGAUCUAUCAUCUCGCAUCACCACUGAUCCCUUGACCACUUUGGAGAUUGUCUCCCAUAUACGUUUCCUGGAUGUGGCCGAUGCCGAGAUGCAGAAACUUUUCGCUGAAGUCGAUUAUGUCCAUGAUGUUUUUAUCAUCAUUAAAGAUUUCUCCAUACCCAUUGAUGAUGAGCGUAAAGAGGAUUAUAUGAAUUGUGAAGAUCUGGUAAAUCGUACCAAUGAUAAACUUAAAGAAAUCCAAGGAAAGAGGGUGGACUUUGUUAAGCAAUUGGAAAAUAAAAUGAACGAGGAUAUAAAAUUGAUAUUUGAAGAGACCCAUGAAGUCUUUGUGGAGUUGCAGGAUCCUUUGUUAAUCGAUGUAAAAGCUGAUCUUUCGCUUAUGAAGUCCAGACUGAAAGGACUGUUGGAACAUCUGGAACGAUUGCACGAGAGAGCCAAGGAAUAUACCGGUUACCAAAAAGAAUUUAAGAUCGAUAUUACCAUGUUCACAGAAAUGGAUACUGCCUUUACUGAAAUCAAGCUGCGUCAAAGUCUCCACACUACCAUGGAAGAAUGGGAGGAGAAUCAUUAUCGCUGGGUUCGUGUCGACUUCAAUAAUUUAGUGGUCGAAGAAUUAGUGGAUUUAACAAAUAAGACCAUUAAAAAUUGCAUGCAAUUUGAAAAAUAUUUACCUGCCAAUAACAUGGUGCCCGAAUUAAAAAAGGAAGCGGAAGAUUUCAAACUUAAGCUGCCGGUUAUUGGUUAUUUGAGUAACGUUAACUUGCGGGCGCGCCAUUGGGUUGUAAUUGAGCGCCUAUUGGGGCAAAAGUUUUACCAAGAGGAGAAUAUUCUAAUUUCCUCCUAUGAACAGGCAAAAGCCUUUGAUGAAGAAAAUGCCAAUGUAUUGAUGCAAAUCUCAUCCCAAGCUACUGGCGAAGCACAACUGGAGAACAUGUUAAAGAAUUUGGAAAAUAUUUGGAAGGAACAGGAGCUGUCCAUAGUGUCACAUAGAGAUCAAGAUGAUGUCUUCAUAUUGGCCGGCACCGAGGAACUUCAAACCAUACUGGAUGAUUCCAAUGUCAACAUCAAUACCAUAGCAGCCUCAAAGUAUGUGGCACCCAUUAAGGAAAGAGUAGAUCAAUGGAUUGAAGAUUUGGAACAAUGCGGCAAAACUUUAGAGGUCUGGAUGGAAUGCCAAACUUCUUGGAUUUAUUUAGAGGCCAUAUUUGCUUCACCAGAUAUUCAACGUCAGUUGCCCCAAGAGGCCAAUAUGUUUUUCGUUGUCGACAAUAGCUUCAAGGAAUUAGUACGAAAUGCCAAGAAAAUGUAUUUUGCUUUGCCCGCCAUGUCAUCGAAGGAUAACUAUGAUGUUUUGAUGGAGAAUACUCGAAUACUGGAUUUGGUAACACGAGGACUAGAAGCCUAUUUGGAAGUUAAGAGAGUGGUGUUUCCAAGAUUCUAUUUCCUAUCCAACGAUGAACUUUUGGAAAUUCUUGCUCAAACUCGUAUCCCUCAAACGGUGCAGCCUCAUUUGCGUAAAUGUUUUGAUGCCAUCUAUCGCUUAGAAUUUGGACAGCAGGAUGAUGGCUCGGGCAAAAUGAUAGCCACCAAUGAUAUUUUGGCCUUUAUAUCACCCGAGGGUGAAAAACUUUUGUUUCAAAAAGGUCUACGAGCACGUGGAGCAGUUGAGGAAUGGCUGAGUAAAGUGGAGGAGGGCAUGUUUGCUGCUGUCAAACGGGCUAUGCGUUUUGGUUAUCGCUGUUAUCCGCACAAAGAAAGAACUGCCUGGUUUCAGGAUCAUCCCAAUCAAGUAUCAUUGACCAUAUCCCAGCAACAGUGGGCAGCAGACAUCCAUUACAUAUUGGACAAUCCCUCAUGGCAAGACAGCAAAAUUCUUCGGGAAAUGAAAUUGUUUGAGAGAAAAUGUCUGAGGAAUUUAUCUGCAUUGGCGGCUUUGACGCGCCAAAACAUACCCAGUUUGGUGAGAAAGAUAUUGACCGCAUUGAUCACCAUAGAUGUACAUGCAAAGGAUUCCGUGUCAAUGUUGAUUGAAAAGGAGGUUGUGAAAUCCACCGAUUUUGAUUGGCAAAAAAUGCUGCGCUUCUAUUGGUCCUUGGAGGAUGAAACCGUUUACUCACGCAUGGCCUCGGCCAAUGUGCCGUAUUAUUAUGAAUAUUUGGGAGCUGGAGGAGUCUUGGUCUUGACUCCUCUGACAGAUCGCUGUUACUUGUGUCUCAUGGGCGCCAUACAAAUGGAUUUGGGAGGAGCUCCCGCAGGUCCUGCGGGUACUGGAAAAACAGAGACCACCAAGGAUUUGGCCAAAUCGGUGGCCAAGCAGUGUGUGGUCUUCAAUUGUUCUGAUGGUUUGGAUUAUAAAAUGAUGGGAAGAUUUUUCUCAGGCCUGGCCCAAUGUGGAGCUUGGUGUUGUUUUGAUGAAUUCAAUCGCAUUGACAUUGAGGUGCUGUCGGUUAUUGCCCAGCAAUUGAUUACCAUACGCAAUGCCAAGGUCAUAAAUGCCAAAAGAUUUAUCUUUGAGGGCCGUGAAAUUAAAUUGAACAAAUCCUGUGCUGUCUUCAUAACCAUGAAUCCUGGCUAUGCUGGUCGCACGGAACUUCCAGAUAACUUGAAAGCUUUAUUCCGACCCAUAUCCAUGAUGGUUCCCGAUUAUGCCCUUAUUGCUGAGGUUAUACUCUAUUCAGAAGGCUUUGAAGAUCCUAAAAGUUUGGCCCAUAAAAUGGUACAAAUGUACAAAUUGUGCUCGGAGCAACUGAGUCAACAAAAUCACUAUGACUUUGGCAUGCGAGCUGUCAAGUCUGUAUUGGUAAUGGCAGGAUCUCUGAAACGAGCAGCUCCCGAUCAAAGAGAAGACAUAACUUUGAUAGCUGCUCUCAGAGAUUCUAAUAUACCUAAAUUUUUGUCAGAUGAUGCCAUUUUAUUCUUGGGUAUCCUUGGUGAUUUAUUUCCUGGUGUAGAGUUGCCAGAUUCUUCGCAUCCCCAACUGGAGGAAAGUUUAGUAGUGGGCCUUAAGGAAAAAAAUCUUCAACCCGUACCUGCUGUUUUAAAGAAAUGUAUACAGCUGUAUGAGACUAUGUGUGUACGUUGGGGUGUUAUGUUGGUAGGCCCUACCGGAGGCGGAAAAUCCACGGUGUUGCAUGCCUUGGAAUUUGCUUUGGGUCAUUUGUUUAAAUCGAAUGUUCCAGGGCCAAAUUUCAGACCUGUCACUAUACAAUGCAUGAACCCCAAAGCGGUUUCGAUGAAUGAAUUGUAUGGCUAUGUGGAUCCUAAAACCUUGGAAUGGCAGGAUGGCCUACUGGGGUUGGCUGUAAGGACAGCAGUUAAUGUGGAGGAGGAAAUCCAUCAAUGGAUUGUCAAUGAUGGCCCCGUCGAUGCCGUUUGGAUUGAAAAUCUCAACACCGUAUUGGAUGACAAUAAAAUGCUAUGUUUGGCCAACUCUGAACGUAUUAAACUUACCUCCUGGGUCCACAUGGUAUUCGAAGUUCAGGAUUUGGUUCAGGCCUCCCCAGCCACUGUAUCCCGUUGUGGCAUGGUCUAUGUCGAUCCCGAUGACAUGGGAUGGUUACCGUUAUUGGACACAUGGAAAACCGGUGACAUUGAACAAAAAAUACAACCCCAACAAUUAGAGUAUCUUUAUGACUUGUUCAAAACAAAAUUUCAAACUCUUUUGGAUUUGGCCAAGAAGCAUGGUUCAUAUGUCAUCAACCAGGUUACAAGUUCCAAAGUCCUAUUAUGCCUGGAGUUGCUAUCGUCAUUGAUUGAAAUGAUAGGCUGGCAAGAUAUAGAAGAAGUAGACUAUAAAUCCCUAUUGACAAAAAUGUUUAUGUGGUGUGUUCUAUGGUCACUCUCUACAAAUUUUAGAGAUGAUGAUAAGUUGGUCUAUGAACAGCUGAUUAAGCAGACAAUGGAGUCUACAGAGUAAGUGACUCAAAUACCAGGUUCUUUGUGGGAUUAUCACAUUAACAUGUCCACUCGCAAUUGGGAAUUAUGGUCCAGCAUCAUUGAUAAGUUUGUGUUUAAUCCAGAGGACAAGUAUUUCGAUAUGCAAGUGCCAACUGUUGAUACAACAAAAUAUGGAUAUAUUUCCAAUUUAUUAUUUCAACGAAAAUAUCCCGUUAUGUUUACGGGUGAAACAGGAGUUGGUAAAACCGUACUCGCUGUUUCAACUCUAAAAAAGUUGUCAUUGGGUAACAUAGUGCCCGUACAGAUCAAUUUCUCGGCCCAGACCAGUAGCAUACGAACCCAAGAAAUGAUUGAGGGACCUUUGGAGAAACGUAAACGCACGCAAUUGGGUGCUCCCAUUGGCAAAUCAGUCAUUGUAUUCAUAGAUGAUGUUAAUAUGCCCAAACUGGAUACCUACGGCAGUCAACCGGCCAUAGAGCUAUUGAGACAAUUUCUAGACUUCAAGGGAUUUUAUGAUCGUGAGAAGCUUGUGUGGAAAGAAAUUAUAGAUGUGGUACUUGGUUGUGCAUGUGCCCCGCCAGGGGGUGGUCGUAAUCCUUUGACUCCCAGAUUUGUAAGGCAUUUCGCCUUAUUGGCUUUACCCAAACCCAAUGAUGAGACGCUGACCACAAUAUUUAAUGGUAUACUGACAGGAUUCUUGGACAGUUUUUCUGCGGCCAUAAGAGCUCUGUCGGAGCCCAUUGUCCUUGCUUGUGUUGAGGUGUAUAUGCGCAUAGCUCAAGAAAUGUUGCCCACCCCUGAUAAAUCUCAUUAUCUAUUCAAUCUAAGAGAUCUUUCCAAAUGUAUACAGGGCAUAUUGCAGGCCAGCAACAUGCAUUACAAUGCAGAAAUGCAGAUUCUGCGUUUAUUCUAUCAUGAAACCACUCGAGUUUUCCAUGAUCGUCUAAUCAACGAUGAGGAUAAGACGCUUUUUAAGACUAUUAUGAGUGAGGUGUGCCUGAGACAUUUCAAUAAAGAAGUGUGCCGUGAAGGGGAACCUCCCAUAUUAUAUGGGGAUUUUAUGGUCUUUGGCAGAGCCAAAGCAGAACGCAUUUACGAGGAGAUUAAGGAUCAUGCUAAGUUGGAAAGUAUCCUUAUGGAUUAUAUUGAAGAUUACAACUCAAUGACGGGCAAGCGUAUGCAUUUGAUUCUAUUCCAAGAUGCUUUGGAACAUACUGUACGUUUGGCUCGCCUACUGAGAAGUGAUCGCGGCAAUGGUCUUUUGGUGGGUGUGGCCGGCAUGGGUAAACAGUCCUUGACCAAGUUGGCAGCACAUGUCAAUGAAUACAAAUGCAUGCAAAUUGAAUUGAAGAGAAACUAUGACAUCAAUGCAUUCCAUGAUGAUUUGAAAAUUAUAUAUCGUCAGGCAGGGAUCGAAAACAAGCCUGUGGUUUUCCUUAUGAUCGAUACUCAAAUUGUGGAGGAGGAAUUCUUGGAAGAUAUCAACAAUAUUUUGAACUCGGGAGAAGUUCCGAAUCUUUUUGAAGGUGAUGAUUACGAGAAGAUUAUAUUGGAGGCUAGAGAUCAUUGCAAUGAUGCCAUUAAAGAGGGCUGCUCUCGUGAUACCAUUUACAAAUUCUUCAUUAAUCGGGUGCGCAAUAAUCUACAUGUGGUCCUAUCCAUGUCUCCGGUGGGUGAUGCUUUUCGAAGACGUUGUCGUAUGUUUCCCUCGUUGGUGAAUUGUACCACCAUUGAUUGGUUUUCCAAUUGGCCCACCGAAGCUUUGUACUCUGUUGCCUUGGGCCUAUUGGCUCAAAUCACCAAUACCCCAGAGGAAUGCAAAGCAUUGGCCACCACCACAGUCUUCAUGCAUAAGACUGUCGAGGAAGCAUCGGUGAAAUUUUACAAAGAAAUGAAACGACACUAUUACACCACACCCAGUAGUUACUUGGGGCUUUUAAAGCUCUACCAAAGCUUGCUGAAGGAUAAAAAUUUGGAUCUGAACAACAAACGGAGUCGUAUAGCAAAUGGCUUGAAUAAGAUUUUGGAAACCAAUGAAAUUAUUGCUGUAAUGCAAAAGGAGUUGGAAAUCAUGGUCCCCCAACUCGAUGAAAAGUCGGCAAAUAUGAAAACUCUUCUAGAACGUUUAGCUGUUGAUACCAAACAAGCUGACAUGGUCAAGGAAAGUGUGGUCCGUGACGAGGCUAGUGCCAAGGAAAAGGCUGCCGUUUGUCAAGCCAUGUCCGAUGAUGCCAAUAAGGAUUUAGAAAUUGCCAUGCCAGCUCUAAAGGAAUCAGAAGAGGCCUUAAAGGGUCUCACCAAAGCCGAUAUUAACGAAUUGAAAUCUUUCACAACACCGCCGGCCUUGGUGCAAUUUGUAAUGGAAGCUGUGUGUAUUUUGCUGGGAGCCAAGCCAACAUGGGCCUCGGCUAAAUCCGUUAUGGCAGAUGUGAAUUUCAUCAAACGCCUAUUCGAGUUCGAUAAGGAAAACAUCAAAGAAGAGACCUUGAAAAAAAUUAAAAAGUACAUAGAACACAAAGAUUUUGUGCCAGCUAAAUUCGAAAAAGUCUCCAAAGUGGCCAAGUCGGUAAGUCUGUGGGUCAUUGCCAUGGAUAAAUUCGCCAAAGUUUAUAAGGUAGUAGAGCCAAAAAUUCGACGCAAAGAAGCUGCGGAGAGUGAACUCAAGGAAGUCAUGGCCAUAUUAAGGGCCAAACAACAAGAACUGGCUGCAGUGGAGGCAAAAAUUCAGGCUCUCAAGGAUAACAUUGAUCAAAGAAGUCGAGAGUUUCAAGUCAUACAAGAUACAGUGGAUCUUACCUAUGGACGUUUAAAUCGAGCCGGCCGUUUAACAGCAGCAUUGGCUGAUGAGCAAGUGCGUUGGAAGGAAACUGUGGAGACCCUCACCCAAGAACUGGCUUAUGUGCCUGGCGAUGUCUUGGUCUCUGCUGGCUGUGCUGCCUACUUGGGAGCAUUUUCCACACAAUAUCGUAAUGAACUUUGCUCUCAAUGGGUCGUCCAAUGUCAAGAACAGCAAAUUCCCUCAAGUGCAGAAUUCCGUUUACUGAAAGUCUUGGGCGAUCCUUAUGAGAUUCGCCAAUGGACAAUGGAUGGUUUACCCAAAGAUGAGAUUUCCAUAGAAAAUGGUAUUUAUGCCACACGUGCCCUACGUUGGCCCCUAAUGAUAGAUCCUCAGGAGCAGGCCAAUCGUUGGAUACGAAACAUGGAAAAGUCCAAUAACUUGCACAUACUCAAAAUCAAUGACGGCAAUCUAUUGCGAGUAAUGGAGAAUUGUAUACGCCAAGGUUAUCCCAUAUUGUUGGAGGAUAUCGGUGAGACUAUAGAUCCCUCUAUAAGACCAGUUUUGCAACGAGAAACCUACGUUUUUGAGGGUAGAACCUAUUUGAAGCUUGGCGAUGUUAUUAUAGAUUACGAUGAUAAAUUUAAAUUAUAUAUGACGACAAAAUUGGCAAAUCCCCAUUAUUUGCCAGAGAUUUGCAUCAACGUAACCUUGGUGAACUUUAUGGUUACCGAAACGGGCUUAGAGGAUCAGUUAUUGGCAGAUAUUGUGGCCAUUGAAAUGCCUUCCAUGGAAAUUCAACGAAACGAUUUAAUUGUCAAGAUUAAUGCCGACAAACAACAGCUUUUGGCCUUGGAGGAUAAGGUAUUAAAACUGCUGUUCAAUUCCAAAGGCAAUAUUUUAGACGAUGAAGAGCUGGUGGAGACACUAAACGAAGCAAAGGAAACCUCUCUCAUCAUUGCUACUCGUUUAGUGGACACCGAGGAGACCGAACAAAUCAUUACCGAAGCCAGAGAGAAAUAUCGAACAUUGGCUUCCCGUGGAGCCAUUCUCUAUUUUGUGGUGGCCAGUCUGGCCGAUAUUGAUCCCAUGUACCAGUAUAGCUUAAAAUAUUUCUCCCAAGUGUUUUGUUCGGUCAUCAAAUUGGAACAUCCCAAUGUGGACACUGAAGAACGUAUUGCCCAAUUGAAAUUGGAUGAGUUAAAGGCUCUUUACGAUAAUGUCUCUCGAGGCUUAUUUGAAAAUCAUAAACUCAUCUAUAGUUUUUUGCUGUCACAGGCCAUUGAACUUCAAGAGGGUCGGGUAAGCCAUCAAGAAUUUCAAUUUCUAACUCGCGGAGUGGUGGGUAAUGUGAGUGACAAGCAAAAGCCUUCCCAUUUGAAACUUAGCGACUUGGAAUGGGAGGCUUGCUUGUUUUUGGAAGAAAAUUUCUUGGCAUUUGGGGAAUUCACCGAGAAAUUGGAUGAGCCUUUCUUUUUGCAGAUUGAUGACAAUCAGGAGGUCUUUAAUUUUGGCAAUUUACAGAAUGUGGCUAAUGACUACUGGAAUAGCCGCUUAACUGACUUUCAAAAGCUUAUGUUCAUCAGAAUCUUUCGUAAGGAGCGUUUCCUCUUGAAUGUGGUGGUUUACCUCAAGGUGACUAUUGGUCGUCAUUUUACUGAAGUUUCAGCAGAAGGGAGUCAACUUAAGGUGGUAUUCCUCGACACUUCCAACGUCACACCCUUGGUCUUUGUCUUGUCCAGCGGCUCCGAUCCCAUGGCUAAUUUCCUGCGUUUUGCCGAAGAAAUGAAUUAUAUGGAGAAAUUUUAUUCCAUCUCCUUGGGUCAGGGUCAAGGACCCAUAGCAGAAAGUUUAAUUGAAAAAAGCCUGCGCUUGGGUCACUGGGUUUUCCUACAGAAUUGUCAUUUGGCCACCUCAUGGAUGGGCCAAAUGGAAACGAUUGUCCGCAAUAUAACUCUGGGAGAGACUGUAGCGCAUCCCGACUUCCGUCUCUUUUUGUCAUCAAUGCCACAAAAAAGUUUUCCCAUCAGUGUUUUGCAGAAUUCGGUUAAGGUUACCAAUGAACCACCAAAAGGCAUUAAGGCCAAUGUCUUGAGGGCUUUGGGCGACAUUAAUCCAGACUUUUUCGAACAGCAUGUUUUGCAGUCACAAUGGAGGGCCAUAGUCUUUGGCUUGUGUGUUUUUCAUGCUGUCUUGUUGGAGAGGCGCAAAUUUGGUGCCUUGGGCUGGAACAUCACCUACGAGUUCAACGAAAGUGAUCGCGAGUGCGGCCUUAAGACCUUGGAUUUCUUUAUUAACCGCGAAAAGGCUGAAAAAAUUCCCUGGGAAGCCAUCUAUUACAUUAAUGGAGAGAUAACCUGGGGUGGCCGUGUCACCGAUGCUUGGGAUCAACGUUGCCUUAGAAGUGUCUUAAAGAUAUUCACCUUUAAGAAGAUACUGGAUGAGGAUUACACUUAUUGUCGGGGUGAUCCGUAUUAUCGUGACCCUAGAAUGGCCACCAUUCGGGAGUAUAAGGAGUAUGUGCAGAAAUUUCCCACUCAAGAGGAUCCGGAAAUCUUUGGCUUGAACCAGAAUGCCAAUUUGGUUUUUCAAACCAAGGAAACCAACUUCUUUAUUAAUACCCUCUUAGAGGGUCAGCCCCGCACUUCAGCCGAGGAGGGUCAAGCGCAGGAUAAUGAUCUGUGUUUGGAGGUUAUAGGAAAAAUUCAGGAUGUACUAAUCAAGAAGAUUUCCAAAGAAACAAUGCAUCCAUAUCUAAAGGAGCUUGACCCUAAAGGCCAACUGCCUUCUUUAACCACAGUCUUAGUACAAGAAGUUGAUCGCUAUAACAUUUCCCUGCAUGUGCUUCACGAUAGUCUUGUGAAUCUGGCCAAGGCCAUUAAAGGUCUGGUGGUUAUGUCUGAGGUUUUGGAGGAGGUCUUCAAAUCUCUGUUGGCCAAUAUGGUACCCAAGCUGUGGGAGAAAAAGAGUUUCCUAUCCAUCAAACCUUUACCCAGUUAUAUAGCCGAUUUCCAAAGGCGCUUGGACUUCAUACAGAAUUGGGUUAAUGCUGGCAACCCCAAAUCGUUUUGGCUAAGUGGCUUCUAUUUUCCCCAAUCCUUUCUUACUGGAGUUUUACAAACUCAUGCCCGGAAACGAGUGCUGCCCAUAGAUGCUUUGAAAAUCGAUUUCAAGAUUAUGGAUGAAAUUUUGGUGCAGCAGGACUUUUUUGAGAGAAGAGCCAAUGGAAAGGAGGUGACAGAUUUGUAUGGUAAUCUCUCUGAAUCCUCUGAGGCUGGUGUCAAUGUCCACGGUCUAUUUGUGGAAGCUGCUCAUUGGAAUAAAAACCGUGGCGGUCUCUGUGAUGCCCAAAUUGGUGAAUUAUACUCCCGUAUGCCCACCAUACGUUUUAUACCCUGCUUGGAAUUGACUCCGGGCAAACGCUAUGAGGCUCCUCUCUAUAAAACACAAGCCCGCUCGGGAGUACUUUCAACAACCGGACAUUCUACCAACUUCAUACUCUCCAUACGUUUGGAGAGCUCUUACCCACCUGAUUUUUGGAUAUUACGCGGCACAGCCUUGGUUUCGGGCGUAGCUGAUAAUAUAUCAUAAUGUCUAUGUAUGUGAGAUUCUCUAAAAUAUUUUUAGGGUACUUUAAUA
This is a messenger RNA of Stomoxys calcitrans (stable fly), 12039 nucleotides long. It is a transcript of the gene Dhc16F, whose product is annotated as dynein axonemal heavy chain 6. Lineage: Eukaryota; Metazoa; Arthropoda; Insecta; Diptera; Muscidae. Gene Ontology annotation, biological process: microtubule-based movement. The record is from RefSeq and is a predicted model, not a curated record. Gene Ontology annotation, cellular component: dynein complex. The transcript is spliced from 34 exons. Gene Ontology annotation, molecular function: ATP binding; minus-end-directed microtubule motor activity; dynein intermediate chain binding.